AUGCCUAUCUUUCAAGCCGAUCUAGACAAUCACGAUUCUAUUGAGCCAGCAGCAGCACCUAUUGAACUCCAAAUACCAACCCCAGCUCCGACGCUUAGACGUCUUUCAGAGGAGAGCAUUCGUACCGACCUUUGCGAAGGGCCUAUCUUUGAGAGUCCACCACAGUCAAGCACCAACAGUCCCGAGAGAACCGAAUGUGCUGAAAAUGGGAUAUCGGAUCGAGCUUCUCUAAUCGAGAGACUAAAGAGAGCUCAGUCUCCGACCUGGAUCCCAAACCGUCAUUUUGGCUCUAUUAUUCAGCACCACGCUCCUCCUCCUCCCGAGACAAAGCGACCUCAAUCGCCAUCAGAGCCUUCACUACUUGCGCCUGCCCAAAUCACACCCGAAAAGAACGACUCCCAAUCCGAUUUUGACAACAGAUUACGCGAUGGCCUCAGCAUCGAGCGACCGAGAUCGGCCCUACACAGCGGCAACUUCACCGAGGAGGAAGCAGUAGCCAAGGAUCGUGCGGCUCCGAAGAGUAGAUAUCCUGCACCAGCAGAGACUUCAUGGAUUGCAACUUCACCACCGAGACACUAUACGCCGUUCCAGCACGACAAGGGAAUCCCAUUUACAGGGAGUGCAGAGAGUUUCCGAUCAACUACGUCGCCUCUAUCCUCAUCUCUUUCGUCAAGCUUUGUGUAUAAGCCACCUACUAGUCCUUUGGUUCAGGCCCAGAGCUCAGAAGAACACGACAUGUCUUUACCAAGAGAUGGAUUUGGAUACACUGGGAAUAGUCGCUAUAUGCCAAACUCGGCUUCUUCCUCACCGUGGAUGUCUCCAUCGCCACGAUAUUCUCUACCACAGCGUGUCCCUUCGUAUCGAAGAGAAGCAUUCCCAUAUCAGGCACAUCAACCUCGAAGAUCAUUGACUUCAACCCCAAGCUUCAUGCAGGCCGGUGCAUCUCCGCCAACGCCUGCUCUUCUUCGACCACGAAGAUCCUCUCUGGUCGUAGAAUCUUCGCCACUUCAGCACGCAUCUAUGGUCGGAUCUUAUGAAGAGAGUAUUCUUCGUGGCCGCAUGUCUACGACCCCUUCUAAGCCACUGGACUUUGUCGCUCAAAUCGGCGUCUUGGGUAAGGGGAAAUGCAAGUCCAGUUUGAAGUGCCCGCCACACGUUACUCUUUCAUUUCCUGCUGUGUACUACAGCUACAGCAGCACCUCUCAUGGUAGAUCAAAUACAGAUGACGGGCCGAGUCCCUAUGUUGGUCAGAUUGACCUUGAAAACGGUCUUCCUAACCCAGAUGAUGAACAUCGGGCAAAGAAGAAAGCACAAAGCCGAUUUGCAGAUAGGAAACCCAGCGAAGACAUGAUGGAUAUCGGUCUUGAUAAUCAAGGAUCUGAGCAAAUCUCACGUCGAAAUUCUCGAGCCAGCCGCAGGUCAGGCUCUGGCUCUGCGAAAGCCCCUCCAGGCGGAAGCUAUCGUAUUCCGGAGAAGGGGCAGAUCCAAAUCAUUGUCAAGAAUCCGAACAAGACUGCCGUCAAGCUGUUUCUGAUUCCCUAUGACCUUACGGGCAUGGAACCAGGCACCAAGACUUUCGUGAGGCAGCGCAGCUACUCGGCUGGUCCUAUUAUUGAAAACGCCCCUGCAGCGUCGGAAGUAAACGCCAGUGACCGCCCUAUCUUGAGAUAUCUCGCUCAUUUGCACAUUUGCUGCCCUGCCAAAGGGCGGUACUAUCUUUACAAGAGCAUUCGCAUUGUCUUCGCAAACCGUGUGCCCGACGGCAAGGAGAAGCUCAGAAAUGAAACAACGUGGCCAGAGCCUCGCUAUACUCCUUACAAACCCAUUCGUCUGAUGCACCCUCCGCUGCCUACCCACUCCGGUCCUGGAGCUAUGCUAGCCGCUGAAAAGGCGCUGCGCAGACGUAGUGUAGGGGUCUUCCCUGGCCCUUCGUCUCAGGCUUUCGAUGCCAUGGACAGCAUGUUUCGAGUCAAUGAUUCCCCUACUGGCAGCUCUGCAGCGGGUAACACCCUGCCACUUGACCCGAUUCCUUUCUGUCUUCCCGGUCGCGUUCGUACAAGCAGCGAUGUUAGUAAUAGCACAGGCACAACUGCCGCUCUUGGCAACGAGAUGCGUUCUCCUGGCUCAUCCCAAGCCAGUCGUCCUUCGACUAAGGACUCAACCAAUGGUUCACCGUCGGGACCUGCGCUCUACGAGAAGCUGAACAAAGGUGAACCUGGAUACGGCGGUAACGCCUUCGCUCUCAACAGGUCUGGAUCACUUGGUGGUGCUGAAGGUCUGCUCUCGCAGCGCUUGCGUUCCCUGGGGGUCAAGCAACCAUCACCUCCAGAGACACCCAACCGGGGUGACAUGUCUCCUUAG
Molecule: messenger RNA, 2361 nt
Organism: Fusarium proliferatum ET1
Lineage: Eukaryota; Fungi; Ascomycota; Sordariomycetes; Hypocreales; Nectriaceae
Exons: 2
Coding region: 1-2361 (786 amino acids)
Source: RefSeq, a predicted model, not a curated record